Molecule: messenger RNA, 499 nt
Organism: Bursaphelenchus xylophilus (pine wood nematode)
Lineage: Eukaryota; Metazoa; Nematoda; Chromadorea; Rhabditida; Aphelenchoididae
Source: the annotation of a GenBank genome assembly
AUGGCCCAACAAUUCGUCGGAAAGUGGAACUUGAUCGAAUCUGACAACUUCGAUGCCUACAUGAAGCAGGUCGGUGUUGGACUCAUUACCCGUAAGAUGGCCGCCACCUUGAAGCCUCUGUUGGAGAUCUCAGUCGAGGGUGACCAUUGGAAAUUGCACAGUCAGUCCACCUUCAAGAACGUCCUCACCGAGUUCGAUUUGGGCAAGGAGUUUGAGGAAACCACCGCUGAUGGCCGUGUUCUGAAGGUAAGAGCUGUUUUUAUUAUUGAUUCCGACUUUUAGACACCAAAACUUCUUUAUAAAUUUUAAUGAAGAUAAUCUUGAAACUUUUCAGAGCACCUUCACCUUUGAAGACGGCAAGCUCAUUCAAGUGCAGAAGAAGAUCAAAGACGGAGACAAGGACAGCCGCUUCGUCCGUUACAUUGAAGGCGACAAGUUGAUAAUGGAAAUGGAAAGCGAGGGUGUCAAGGCCAAGCGAGUGUACGAGCGUGCCCAGUAA